CUGUCUUCUUUUAGAUCCGUCAUUAUGUCAUACGUGGAGGCACUAUUGUAGCAUACUGGAAAGUAUUAAAAUAUAUUAUAUUUGAAGAUGCGGGCAUUUCAACAGCAGGGUCAGUCACAUGAAGGAAAACAUAUCUGUCCAUUUUACCUAAAGAAUCGAUGCAUAUAUGGCGAUCGAUGCAUUAAUUCACAUUGUUUACCAGAAAACAAGUCGUUCCAGACUUCAAAAUCUAUUCCUUGUAAAUUUUAUCUACAAGGUUCUUGUCACAAUGGAAUCAAAUGUACAUUUUCACACAAUAUAAAUGCCAAUUCAUCUCAUACCUAUCGCAGAGAUUUGAAGGAAGCCAUUGACUCAAAAUAUUCAAACAGUCAGUCAAAUAAUCUCACCAGAUACCUAACUAACAUUGAUACUAAUAUUGUCAGUAAAACCAAUAAUAAACCAAUAACAGGUUUUUCAUUCCGUCAGACUGAAAAAUUAAUCAAAAUGCAGUCAUCUCGAUAUCGUGAAUGGGGAUAUGAAGCUUCGGAAAUUUAUAGCUCCUAUGACCAGCUGAGUGAAAAAGAGCUAUCUAUAUAUCGUUCAGCUGGGAAUUUUGUUCCUGGUACAAUUCCUUUAUCUUCACCGUCAGAAAAUCUAUGUACAUUUUCUUAAAAAUGAACUGUUUUAUUCUUGUAUCAUGUGUCUAAAAUAAUUCUGUACCAAUUCAUCUACUUUUGAUUCUAAACUAUGGCCCAAGAUUUUCGUGUACCAGGGCUUUCA
This is a messenger RNA of Schistosoma guineensis, 759 nucleotides long. Lineage: Eukaryota; Metazoa; Platyhelminthes; Trematoda; Strigeidida; Schistosomatidae. The record is from the annotation of a GenBank genome assembly.